Messenger RNA from Toxorhynchites rutilus septentrionalis, 4039 nucleotides. It is a transcript of the gene Eip63E, whose product is annotated as cyclin-dependent kinase 14. Bases 1294 to 2781 code for a protein of 495 amino acids. Gene Ontology annotation, biological process: protein phosphorylation. Lineage: Eukaryota; Metazoa; Arthropoda; Insecta; Diptera; Culicidae. Gene Ontology annotation, molecular function: cyclin-dependent protein serine/threonine kinase activity; cyclin binding; heme binding. The transcript is spliced from 10 exons. The record is from RefSeq and is a predicted model, not a curated record. Gene Ontology annotation, cellular component: cytoplasm; cytosol; nucleus.
CCCUCGCUGGCGUUCCGUUAUCGUCGUGUUGUCUUAUCGCGUCGAAUUGCUGCACAUUGCUGUGUUGUGUUGUGUUCCGGGUGUCUGUCUGUGUGUAUCAGAAUUAUUCAUAGGUUCUUUGUGGCCCCUCUCAAAAGUGGUUGCAUCUGACAAGUGUCAUUUGUGUUGCCUUCAUCUCGUGUCCGCGGCGUUGAGCACGCAGUGCAAUUUGAUGCGUUCGCUAAUUAGUUCAUUAAUUUUUCGUCUGGGCCGCGCGUUCUAUAGUUAAUCGUUCGUGUCUAGUCAGGAGAGGAGGGGAAUUUGAAUUUCGACAUCAUCUUUUUUUUCCUCGCGAGUGCUGCUGUUCACAUAGCGUUUCCAGGACGGGAUUUGAGUGAAUCAAAUGAGCCCGCACCCCACACGCAAGCCGCAACAUCAACUGCUGCUCCUUUUUAAGGUGGGCGGACGUGUUACUCAUGGAUGAUGUCGUGUUGCGUACUUUGGCGUAGUUGGCGUAGUGCUCACAAACCAUAUUAAAAUUUGCAUGAAUAGCUCAUUGUAAUAAUCAGAACCAAUUUCGUCGCUGGGUGUUACCGCUGGAACCGUGUUUUUGUGUAGUUCAAUAUAACCGUUCGAUAUAUCAUAAUCAUCUUGUGCGUGUGUGUGUUUGUGUAUUUGUGUCCAAAGUGUUUAAUGCCAUUAUCAGUGCUCCGACACUUCAUCAAUUGGUUGCUGUUGCUGUUGUUUUCAUGUGCAUUCAGCUGAAUGUUUCUUGUGGUGGAGCUACACUGUGAGCGUGUUCAACGAGAAACGAGAAAACGAAAUUCCACAGGUGAAAGAUUAUGAAAAUCAAUUUCCGUCGAAUCGACCUUGCGUUUGCUCCCGCGAUUGAUUGCGAUAGGCCGAGAGUGAUGUUGGUGAUGUUUCAAAACCAAAGUACAUAAUCAAAAUUGUGUUCCUGCCGCGUAACGAUUACGAAACCAAACAAACAGAGGGCAGAGUAUUGCUACAAUUCGCUACUAACGGAUGCUGGUGAAAGUUUUACAAAAAUUGUGUGUAGUGCUGGAUCGAAAAAAUUAAUUAUUAAUUGACGGCAGAGAAGCUUCUCAUUUCCGGAAAUUAUUCAAAGUGGAAAUUGUGUUUUCUGUUCUAAGAUAAUCGACAAGGCUACUACAAAGUGGUGCUCCGAACGAGGUGAGCCCAUCAGCACGGCUCAGUUGAAAAGCAUUUCGAGUGGUUACCUGAUUCCCUGAUUGGCAGCGGCGUUGUGUUGAACGCGGGGACGCGUUGGAUUCGAUCAGGAUUGAGCCGCCUAUGUAUAUAACGAAAGAGCCGAAGAAGGAAGGAGUAACAAUGCGUGAGAAAAAAGGAGGUGCCCUUCAGAAGCUGAAAAAAAGACUAUCGCACAGCUUUGGUCGAUUAUCGAUAUCACGGGAGGAGAGUGACGACAGCACACAGCACAACAACCACCAUCAUCUACAUCAUCACCACCACCACGGACAUAGUCACAAUCGUGGCGGCAAAGUGCCCUUCAAUGGUUACACAUCCGAGGAGUAUUUGGACCGGCUGGAACCGAACGGUAACAUCCCGGUCGACAAAACGUACAACAAACACUGGAACCGUGUCGGUGACCACGAGCGAGUCCACAGGCAACUGUCGGUGUCCUCCGAUAGCAAACUGCUAGACGAAGAUAUUAGGGAAGAAACCCGUGUGAUAAUGCGACCUAAGAAACCUCCCCGGCCGAAAUCGGAGGUGUUCCUGAAUAAGCACGAUCCGCACCCCAGGCGGAAACGGUUUAGCGCGUUCGGGGGUGAUUCACCAUUCGGAAAGUCUGAAGCUUACAUCAAACUAGAACAGCUUGGAGAGGGAUCUUAUGCAACGGUUUUCAAAGGUUAUAGCAAUUUAACGAACCAGGUGGUAGCGUUGAAAGAAAUCAGGUUACAGGAAGAGGAAGGAGCUCCGUUCACGGCGAUCCGAGAAGCGUCGUUACUGAAGGAACUGAAACACUCGAACAUCGUUACGCUGCACGACAUUGUACAUACGCGGGAAACUUUGACAUUUGUGUUCGAGUUCGUGAACACCGACCUCUCGCAGUACAUGGAACGGCAUCCGGGUGGUCUGGACCACCGAAAUGUGCGGCUGUUCCUGUUCCAGCUGCUGCGAGGACUUUCCUAUUGCCAUAAAAGACGGGUUCUGCAUCGGGACGUGAAACCGCAGAAUCUGCUCAUCAGCGAGAUGGGCGAACUAAAGCUGGCCGACUUCGGGCUGGCCCGUGCCAAGAGUGUUCCAAGUCACACGUAUUCCCACGAGGUGGUCACCCUGUGGUAUCGGCCUCCAGACGUACUGCUGGGAAGCACUGAGUACUCGACCUCGUUGGACAUGUGGGGCGUUGGGUGUAUAUUCGUCGAGAUGAUCACCGGGAUGCCGACCUUCCCCGGCAUUCGGGACACGUACGAUCAAUUGGACAAAAUAUUCAAAAUCCUUGGCACCCCAACGGAGGAAACGUGGCCGGGCGUUACGCAUUUACCAGGUUAUAAGCUACAUAUGUUAGGUUUCUUCAAAUCCCGCAAACUAGGUUUAAGUUUUCCCCGCCUGUACGAUAUUAUCGAAGGUGAAACGAUGGCUAGUGCGUUCCUGCAGCUGAAUCCGGACAACCGGAUAAGUGCCGAAGAGGCACUCCGACAUCCGUACUUUGCUCCGUUGCCAAAAAAGUUUUACGAACUGCCGGACGAACUGUCCAUCUUCACCGUGGAAGGUGUGUACCUGUAUCCGGAGAUGAAACGGCACCAACAUCAUAAAUGAGAGUUAAGACAAAGUAAAACCUUAGAUGCAAUACGUUAUUAUUGUUAGUAGUGACUGCGCGCGCGCGAGUAAAAAGGGGAAACUCGCGAAACAAGAAGAACAGAUAGAACUAUAAACUCAAAUGCGCUACAGAAUGAUGUGCCGCCCUAUUCUGCGUUCUGUGAUCAAGAGAAGGAACUGAAAAGAAUGGAACUAUUUCCCAGAUAAACCAUUGUGGGAACUGUUUCACAAUAAAAGUGAUGAGUGAUGAGAAUUCAAUAAUGAGGCCUGGCUGGGUUUGCGUCAGUCACACAACAAGGCCACACCCUCCGUCACAACGAGCGGAAGUCAGCACACAAACAGAAUUAGCAGGACACAACAGAGUCACACACACAUGCUGUCUAGUGAAUGCUGUAGUAUAACUAGCUAAUCUAUAGUUAAUCCCUACUAAUUAAGAGUCAAAGCAACAGAGACAGUAGUGAUUAAAUGAAUGUGUGGGCGUGUCCGGCGAUGCAAGCAUUUCGCAGUUGGAAUCGUCAAAAGGCAACAUCUCUUCAAUGACGGAGAAAAACUCUUCACCUAGACCAAUAUUCAUUCUUCCUCUAUCUAAUCAUUUUAUUAACACGCUAACAAAUGCGUUUGGUUCGAUCACAGUUUUAUACCAUUUUCUAUUUGAGAAGUGUAAUUUUACCAUCUUCAAAGAUUAUUUUAAAAUCGUUUCGAAAAAAAGAUAUGUUAAAUGAACCAACAGUGUUUAUUAUAUCAACGAUGGAUCAAACACACACACACGAAGCGCAGGUAUCGUUCAGUACCUGUGAAAAUCUCGCCCGGAACUGGAAGCAAAGUUACAAGAAGAAAAAACGUGAUUUCAUUUAAGCAUAUUGUGUAUAUCCAGCUGAGACUAGAGAAGGUCUUGUUUUUUUUCCUCUUUGCAACUAGAGUCGAAAUUGUCCCCGUUCGUGCGCACGGGGAGCUGUUGAACAGCUACUAGCGAAAUAUGGAUACAAAAUGAAACAAACAUUUAGUUAAGAAGAAACACAGCCUACAAAAGGAUGAAAAAAUGACUAUAAAUCGUUUAAAACUAGCGAAAGUCUAUUGGAAGAGAGUGGCAAAAGAAUGAUUGUGACUAAACCGUGAAAGUGUGUCAGGGCAAAUGUGGUCACUUUGUACUACAGAUUAACUACAGUGUAUUGGGUUUUAGAGCGAGCGAGAAAAAAAACAGGAAUGAAAUUAGAAAAAAAUAUUGGACAUUUAAAUAAACAAAUAUUUUUAUUUCGAU